Molecule: messenger RNA, 4883 nt
Organism: Haplochromis burtoni (Burton's mouthbrooder)
Lineage: Eukaryota; Metazoa; Chordata; Actinopteri; Cichliformes; Cichlidae
Product: transcription factor 15
Exons: 2
Coding region: 889-1407 (172 amino acids)
Biological process (GO): developmental process; regulation of transcription by RNA polymerase II
Molecular function (GO): DNA-binding transcription factor activity, RNA polymerase II-specific; RNA polymerase II transcription regulatory region sequence-specific DNA binding; protein dimerization activity
Source: RefSeq, a predicted model, not a curated record
AUUGUGGACUUUAUGUACGACACCUUUUUGGACUCUACUGCUACUAGAAAAGAACCUUUGUUUACAAGAAAACUGUUUAACUACCUGAGGUUUAUAGAAACGACCAUACAGUGAACAUUAUUUGAGGAUCUCAUAUGUUCUAAAAAUCAUCAAAGAAUCUUGAAUAUCAUCAAAAAUACUGAAAAAGCACAGCCCUGUCCUCAUGUUUUUGAGUGGGGUCUAUUUUCCCCCAUUUAACCUUCAAAUGGUUCGCAGAUAAUGAUACAUGUAUUUAUUAAUUUAACUCGCAGACAGUGUCAUGUCACAUGACCUGUGUAUAGCAGAAGGGAGACAUUCAGAAUGAUACUUAAGGCUCAGGGCAUUUGUGUAACCAGCUGUUUCAUGUUGUGGCUUGCUGAGAUAUUGUUAUAUUGACUAAUUUACAUCUUUGCUCAGUGUUAUUUCAAACAACGUACCAUACUGUCUAAAACGACCCUAAUCUCCAGUAGCAGACAGAUAAAGACCAGAUCAGAUUUGUUUUUAUUUUAACGAUCGGCACAAUCGAGAUUUGUCAUCUUCUUUUGUGCCUUUUUGCUCUACACUCUCCAUGUGACGCGUCCAUUUGUGUUACACAUAUCAUCAAAUGAACACCAGACUUUAAGAACGAACAUUUGGGGAAAUGGAAGUGUCUGCAUCUGCUCCACCCCUCACGUAAAGCUGGCAGACUACUGUAUACUGUAUAAGAGCCCUGCCUGUCACGCUGACUAUCACACAGGAGGAGGGUGUCAGAACGUAUUGGGGAAGUCUGUUGGCUUUGAGCUACUGCAACUUUUACGCACGACUCUUGUCUCCAUGCCGCUGUUUUCCACUUGAAUAUAAGGGAUUGAUUUCCCCGCCUGCCUUUGAGAAAUGGCUUUCACUAUGCUGAGACCCGUCUCCACGCAUCCUUUCUCUUACCCCGCGGACCUAACCUUGAUGUCGGACGACGAGGAAGGGAACCGCAGCGAGAGUGACGGCAGCACCGAUCAGGGGUACGGGCGGGAGUCCGGUGGAGUUGUAGUCGGACAGCGGAACGCUGCCAACGCCAGAGAGAGACACCGGACCCAGAACGUCAACACAGCCUUCACGGCGCUGCGGACGCUCAUCCCCACCGAGCCGGUGGACAGAAAACUUUCCAAAAUCGAGACGCUGCGCCUGGCAUCCAGCUAUAUUUCUCACCUGGCCAACGUGCUGGUGGUAGGAGACGGAAGAGAGGGCGAACAGCCGUGCCUGAGUGCUGUGUACAGAGAAGUGAAGGGGGGUGGGCAGGGCAAACAGCCCCGGACUAUCUGCACAUUCUGCCUCAGCAACCAGCGCAAAGGGGUGAAGGACAGACGAGACUGUGUGAAAAUGCAUGGAAACAGUGUGAGACAGCUAAGUCGACGAUGAAAGUGUCUAAACUGGAGCAGUGUGGGAUUUUUUUUCUUCCUCCCAGCAGAUAUUCCUAGAGACUUGAAGCAUCUCAGCACUACAGCAGUCCUCUUACUUUGUGAGGCUUUGUCUGGUUAUUUAGUGAGACAGGAGGAUUGCCAAGUGAACUACCUGUAUGUCUCCAGCAGUUGCCAGAAAUCCAGUACACAAAUUGUUACUGUUUGGGGUAUAGUGGAUAAAUAAUCUGAAAUUAUAAAAUUGUGACAUACAAAGUGAGCAGCACUAAGAAGGUUACUUACAUACAUACAUUAGAUGAACAGAUCUUACAUGUUAGGGGAACAGAAAUCCAUACUAACCCUACAUCAAUGAUGGGGUUACACUUAUGUACAGCACUUUGGAUCACUCACCUAAAGUAUGAUUACUAAUAGUUGGAAGCUAUGAACCAAAACAAAACAAAAAAUGGAGAAUACUUUAAAUCUGUAACAUCCUAGAACUCUAUGUCCAAGAGUACUUUGUUUUGUACUUUAAACAUUUUCAGUACAAGUACAAUUCACUUUGCAUACUCAGCAUUUACAGUGACUCAUAUCAAAUUGCACUUACAAUGAAACUGUUGAGCCUUACCACACUGAUGAUAAUAACCAGUGCUUUAACUAUUGAGUAGAAAAAGAUGCUGCUGAUUCAAAGAGUAGUCCAUCCAAAGUAGUCUUAAGUUCCUGGAAAUAUCAUAAAGAACAUAAUAAAAAUGUCAAGUAAUCCAUGAAAAUGUUAGUAUAAUUGCACAGUUUUUAAAUAUAAUUUGGGAUAAUUUAAAGAUAUAUCAGAAUACAUGAUUACAUGUCAUCUGUUAUACCACUAUUACCUGUCAAGCUAAUUGACUGAUUGAUUAUUGCACGGAGCAAUAAAACAUAUCAUCAGUGUUUUUUACUGGUUCCAAUUUACAAAUAUGGGUUUUAUCAUGCACAAAUGUUACUGAUGUCAUUCCUAUUUGUGAUUAAAAACAAAAGAAAACAAACAAACAAACAAAAACAAUGGUUUGGUCUGGUCUAAUGAACAUUCACAAACACUUUGGUGCUGGUCCUCAAGAUGUUUGUGUGAAGCUUUUCUCUCAAAUAGAUCUAUGCACCUGAAUAGUUUCUGGAGUGUCAGAGGAGAUAUCUGAGAGGCAAUGAUUUUAUCUACAUGUUUUUAUCUACUUUGAGAUUAAAUUUAUUUUUACAUAGGCAUGGCUCUCUUGCAUUUUUCUGCCAACAUAGCAAUAAGCAUGUGAUGAGAUCAUUAAAGGUCCCCUUUGCAUGGCCUGUUAAAGGGUUUUUUUUUAUUGGUGAUGCACAGAAACUGUUUUUGUGACACAAUAUUUGCCAUAUUUUGAAAUAGUUUGGUCUAUAACAAAGCUGAACAAAGCUUACAAUUUGUUUCCUGGGUAGGUUCACUCAAUGUAAGUAAAUAAACUGAGUUUAAGCAAUAAAUAAAAAAACAAUGUCAACAUUUCUCUACUUGUUACAGACCUGUAGUGGUAACGUCUUUAUAGUUUUGUUCAUUCAGGCCCCCAGCCGAUACAAUAGAGCCCAAAGCAGAAAAAGGCUAACUGGUUAUCAUGCAAGAAUCCAUGAUCAACUCAUUUCAUCAGAAGUGGUUUAAUUGCAUGUCACAUUUACAUUGUUGUCCUUUGUUUCUCUUUGGUAACCGUUUUUUUAAUAAAUAAAAAUUGCAUACAAACAGACCAGAAGAAGAAAAAAAAGCUUUUUAGAUGCGCUCGUAGUGAUAACCAUGAAAUUCCAUUCAAGGCCCACCAAGGCAGUUCUUGAUAUUUCCAUCAAGAAGUAAUCACUUCUUGAUGGAAAUAUCAAGAACUGCACAAGUUUAUCCAUGGACUAGAAGAAGAGACAAAGAUUGAAUUUUGGUGGUAGAGCUUCAAGUUUCUUCAUAAACGUUUGUAGUCUCCUAUGAGAAAAAAAGGCCUAAUUUGUUUACAUGACCUAUGUACAUGACCACAGUUUUGCAAAUUUGGAGGCAGGGUCUACACAAAUAAUGAAAUCUAAGGACUGAUCUGUGCAUAACUCCACUUUGGUAGUAUAUCAUUUUAGUUGGGAUUCACAUGUGGUGUUUAUCAGUCACGGCUAAUAUCACCUACCACCCUGUGUGCAGACAAACACAGCUGCUGCUGAAUGUUAAUGUUGUGGAUUACAUCAGAAGAGCAGCGCUCUGGCCACAUGAAGAGGCUGAUGGGAGUACACCUUUUUACAGGGUUGAAGGAUAAAUGCCUGCAUAUUGACUGGAAAAAUCUGCAUAGUAUAACCGUGUAACCUCACUCUCGUGAGAAUAAAAGUGGACAAGCUGUCCACUGUGAUGGAUUAUAGUACUCAAUCUGCAAGUCUGCAAGCAGAUUAGUUUGUAUGUAUGUUAAAAGAUUAGAUUGUUCUUUUUUUGUUUGGUAAAUAUUCUUACAGUUAGGUCCAUAAAUAUUUAAACAGAGAGAACUUUUUUCUAAUUGUUGUUCCCUACAUCACCACAAUGAAUUUGAAAUGAAAAAACUCAGAUGGAGUUGAAAUGCAGACCUGCAGCUUUUAUUCAAUGGGUUGAACGAAAAGAUUGCGUAAAAAUGUGAGGAACCAAAGCAAUCUGAAAACAAUCCCUUAAUUUCAGAUGCUCAAAAGCAACAGGACAGAUUGAAUAACUGAAAAUAAAAUGUUCAUUUCUAACACUUGUAUGAAAACCCUUUGCUGGCAAUGACAGCCUGAAGUCUUGAACUCAUGUAUGAACUCAGAUGUUGGGCUUCCUCCUUUUUAAUGCUUUAAGGCUGUUACUGCAGCGGCUUUCAGUUGCUGUCUGUUUGUGAGCCUUUGUGUCUGAAGUUUAGUCUUCAGCAAGUGAAAUGCUCUGUUGGGCUAAGAUUAGGUGACUUGGCCAUUCAAGAAUAUUCCACUUCUUUGCUUUAAUAAACUCCUGAGUUGAUUUGGCUGUUUGUUUGGGUCAUUGUCCAUCUAUAUUAUGAAACACCGUCAUAUGACACUGUCUUAGCAAAUUCUUGAGGCUUAUGAGUGGCUUGCAGUGAACUCUCUGUAUUUACGUUUAUGCAGUCUUUUCUUUACAGUACACUUGAAUGUCGAUACGCCUAACCCUCCUGGAGACUGUUGUUCACUUGGUUGGCUGUUAUGUAGGGGUUUCUCAUCACCGUGGAAACUGUUCUGUGAUCAUCUACCACUGUUCACCAGUGCUUUCUUUCUUUCUCAGGAUGUACCAAACUGCAGAUUUUGCCACUCCUAAUAUUGUACCAAUUUCUCAGAUGUUUUUUUUUGCUGUUUUCACAACUUAAGGAUGACUUGUUUCACCUGCAUGGUGAGCUCCUUUGACCGCAUGUUGUCUGUUCACAGCAAAACCUUCCAAAUGCAAGCACCACAACUCAAACCAACUCCAAGCCUUUUAAAUGCUUACCUGAUAAUGACAUAACAAAGAAAUUGCACACACCUGUCCAUGAAAUAACUGUUUUGAGUCAA